Molecule: messenger RNA, 1293 nt
Organism: Mesorhabditis spiculigera
Lineage: Eukaryota; Metazoa; Nematoda; Chromadorea; Rhabditida; Rhabditidae
Source: the annotation of a GenBank genome assembly
AUGAAGGAUGACACGUUUUGCGUCAUGGUGUCGAUCAUGGUCGGCGUUGUCGGGAUAUUUUCUUAUUUUGGCUUCGAUAUUAUGGUAUUUCUGGCGGAGACCAUUAUGCAUUCCGUGAAGGACAGAUGCCCGGAUUGUAUUAUCGAUUUUGCCGGCUAUUACGCCCAAUGCCUCCUCUACGCCUGCUUCACCGUGGCAAAUCUGAUAGCUCCAGUUUUUCUGGCCCGUUUUGGGAGCAAGAAAACGAUCCUCGCCGCAAUUUGUUGCUUCACAAUAUAUUCAUCGAAUUUUCUGUUGAUCAGAAAUUAUAUAUUCUUUCCAUGCUCCGCCAUUGCGGGUAUCGGAGCGGCAUUGUUUUACUGUGGCACUGGUGCUUAUGCCGCAAAACAUUCCACUGAAGCCACGUUGGCUCGAACUCAAGCCCUAUCUUUUAUGCUCAUGAUGAGUAGUAUGCUAGUCAGCGGAAAUUACAUGAUUGUAUCUUCUGCGCUUACAAAGGAUUCGGAGAAAGGGAAUUCUUCGCAUAACGAGAACGAUGCCUCUUACCGUGAAUUUUCUGAUGCCGAAAUUAAUACCUUAAAAAUUGGCAUGAUGGCAUCGUCAGUGCUGGCAAUAAUUUUAUGCCUAUUAUUGCCAAGCCGUCGAAUUAAAGGAUCACUAUAUGUCAAAGCAACUAAUAUCACGAUAAGAGCUCAAUUAGGUCUGAUCUACAAAGCCCUGAAAAACCCGGGGCUCACCAAGCUUAUCCCGCACUACAUUUUCUGUGGUGCUUUCACGUGCUUUAUGAAUUCCAUCUAUACCACAUCCGUGUCUUUCACGCAUAUAUUUGCCCAUGAAGACAAUUUGGUGGCUUUUGUAUGUAUGAGCAUGUCGGUGGGAGAGUUGAUAAUCGGUGUCGCGAUGGGGCUAAUCAGUCGGCGGAUCAAGAGUUUUGGCCUGAUGCCAGCUAUGAUCAUGACGCUGGUGUGGUUUACGAUGUGGGCUACGCUGGUGAUGCUAUUUACGCCUCCUGAAGCCUCGAUGAGACCAACGAAAGAGGUGUCGAUUUUGGCGCCAAGACUCUACAUGUGCACAAUUAUCGGUGUCCUCUGCGGAUUCGUAGAUGGCAGCAUGAAUAACGUCCGCAUCAUCGCUUCCGCGACCGCAUACCCGGAAGAACCAGCCAUCGCCUUUUGCGUCUCAAAAUUCUAUCAAGCUGCGGCGACCGGCGUUUUCUACUAUGUUUCACCUUCUUCGUCUGGUUCCUCCGAGUCCUCAGAAGAAAGGAAACCGCCAGAAUUAUACCAAUUCAAU